Zygosaccharomyces rouxii is the source of this 1227-nucleotide messenger RNA. It is a transcript of the gene TEP1, whose product is annotated as putative phosphatidylinositol-3,4,5-trisphosphate 3-phosphatase. NCBI's taxonomy places the organism in Eukaryota, Fungi, Ascomycota, Saccharomycetes, Saccharomycetales, Saccharomycetaceae. The record is from RefSeq and is a predicted model, not a curated record. Gene Ontology annotation, molecular function: protein tyrosine phosphatase activity; phosphatidylinositol-3,4,5-trisphosphate 3-phosphatase activity; protein tyrosine/serine/threonine phosphatase activity. Gene Ontology annotation, biological process: negative regulation of cell population proliferation; cell motility; phosphatidylinositol 3-kinase/protein kinase B signal transduction. The transcript has a single exon. The coding region runs from base 1 to 1227 and encodes 408 amino acids. Gene Ontology annotation, cellular component: cell projection; nucleus; cytosol.
AUGACUAUUCGUAUUCACCAUCAAGCCAAGCCCACCAAUCUCUUAAAAUCUAUAUAUGCAACACCUCUAAACGUUCACAAAAACAAUUCAGGUCUAACGCUAGACCUUUCCUAUAUUACUAACCAAGUAAUAGUAUGUUCAUAUCCGGUAACUAGGUAUCCCAAGUUGAUGUACAGGAAUAGCCUCGAAGAUUUAGUUACAUUUCUUAAUAUACAGCAUGGACCCGAGAGUUGGAAGUUGUACAAUUUUAAGAUUGAGGGGGGCAGAUCAGAUUAUCGAGACGAAGAAUUAAUGGAAUUGGUAGGUGCGCAAAAGACUAAAUGCAUUCCCCCUAAUUGUGAUGGUUCUACUCUAGCCGCCGAUCUAGAUCAAUUUUUGAAUAGAGUGGGAUGGAUGGACCAUAGUCCACCUCCAUUUCUGCUACUACAAAAUAUUAUCGAUGACAUUCAGGACCAAUUGAUUAAAUCAGGAUCUAGUGUCGCAGUGCUGCACUGUAAGAUGGGAAAAGGUCGCUCGGGAACUAUUUGCAUUGCAUAUCUGAUGAAAUAUUUGGAAAGUCCCCUAUCAGAAAGUAGAGACAUAUUCAUGAAUGGUAGGUUCAAACCGGGUGUCAGCAGAGGCGUUACAAUUUUAUCACAGUUAAGGUGGUUGAGAUAUCACGAAAUGUUUCUUUACUACGAACCCGGAUUAAGACCAGAUAUUCUCGAUCAAUUAUCACAAUCUAAAUUUAAAUUGCACACAAUCCAACUUAACGAACCCUCCAGUAUCCUCUUCGCUAGACCAUGUUCUGCAUGCAUUAAGAUACAGACAUUUAAUGAAUCGAGGGAUUCAGUAACAGAUUUGGCUACGUUAGAAACCGAUGAAGAACUUUUAUGUCGGUCAGAUGAGGAUAAAACCAUUACCAUAUGUUUUCCAUUGGAGUUGCACAUCAGCGAUAUAAGGUUAGAAUUUGGCAUCUCAGCAAGAUCGCCUACUGUGAUGAAUAAUUUUACGGCACUCGCAUCUUAUGCCCAUUGUUGGUUAAAUCUCUAUUGGGAGACACUGAAAUGUAGUAGAAUUGGUUCUAAGGACCACUACAUGCUUUCCAAGCUUCUACACGAACAAGACAGUGGUCAGAACUUUGACUUUGUCAUAAAAUGGCGUGAGUUGGACGGUACUGGCGGCACUAGUAAUCGUGGUCUCAAACUCUUCGAAUCACUAACAAUGAAAUGGUCACUCAUACUGUGA